Molecule: messenger RNA, 1053 nt
Organism: Oikopleura dioica
Lineage: Eukaryota; Metazoa; Chordata; Appendicularia; Copelata; Oikopleuridae
Source: the annotation of a GenBank genome assembly
AUGAUCCCCGCAGUUAUGUCUCGCUUCUUCCCAUCCAGUGGCGAUCAAAGUGGAGAUAUUAAUGAAAUCCAAGGGGAGCUGCCAGACAAGAAUAAGAAAGUAACGCUGCUGGGAAAAGAACAUGCCGAAUUGGAAAGAAUUACAGAAGACUUCCAAUCGAGACUGUGGUUUACUUAUCGUCGGAAUUUCGCCAGUAUAGGUGGCUCUGGCCCAACCUCUGAUCAGGGCUGGGGCUGUAUGCUUCGCGCCGGACAAAUGAUCAUCGCCGAAUGCUUACUGAGGCAACGUCUUGGCCGCGAAUACGUUUGGAGAGAUAAAGCAGCGAUCGAGGACGAGCGAUAUACAGAAAUUCUCGAGCUCUUCCGGGACACGCACUCUGCUGAGCUCAGUAUACAACAGAUUGCGCUGACAGGAGCUACGGCGGAAAAACGCGCUGUAGGCGAGUGGUUUGGGCCGAAUACGAUGGCCCAGGUGCUGAAGAGAAUCACCAAAAGCAGAUCGUUGGGCUUCGGCGUCGCUGUCGCCAUGGACUCAGUCGUUUCCAUCGAAGACGUCUCCGCGCAAAUCGUCAAUCAAGGCAAUCCGACGCCACUUGUGCUCAUUAUUCCGCUGCGUCUGGGACUCAACAAUGUAAAUGAAAUUUACGUCAAUCCGUUGAAAGUCUUUCUCGCUUCAAAGUACUGCGUUGGAAUCAUGGGCGGAAAACCCAACCAGGCGCACUACUUCGUCGGCUACCAAGAAACAGAUGAAGAGACGUGGCUGCUUUACCUAGAUCCGCACACGACGCAGCAGUCGCCCGUUUCUGUCAACAACCACAUGCCCUUUGAAGAGUUCGACAAAUCCCUCCACACGGACAAGCUCUGCUGGAUUAAAGCGCUCAAGUUGGACCCGAGUUUAGCUGUCGGCUUCAUUUUUAACACUGUCGAAGAGUUUAUUCUUUGGACUAAGGAUGUAAAAGAUGUCCCCGAUUUGCCGUUUGGAGUUGUUGACCAAGUCAGGGUGGCUAUUUUGGACAAAAUUUCGGGGUCUCGCCAUCCAAUUUCCAUCCAAUAA